CAGAGGGCAGUUUUCUACAUUCUCGAGUAAUGGCCAUGUCAAAGUCUAAUAACGUAGCUGAGUAAACCCGUAGUCGAAUGCAUUUGUCCAAAUUAGAUGAAUCACAAAUUUUCAAAGUUGGAUAUGAUUACCUGGGCAAGGCGAGUUCGCUAUAAAUUCUCGAGAUGUCAAAACUUCAUGCACUAUCACCUUGGCGUUCUUCACCUGCGACUUGUUCCUCCUACUUGGUCUUUUACAAAUGGCUCUAAAGCUUCACUCGCUUUUCGCCCUCUCGACGGCCCUAAUUCUCAUACAAGCACCAGCAGAGGCUGCCACUUGCACCGGCUGCUUCGUGCAAUCUCGAGCUACCUACUAUCCAAACUCCGAUGAGCAAGGAACAGAUACUGGUGCUUGUGGGUUUGGUUCUUUUGGAGCAAACAUCAAUGGCGGUGAUGUAUCUGCUGCAUGGGACCUAUAUAGAGAUGGACUCGGUUGCGGCGCUUGCUACCAGGUGAGAUGCACAGACAGCAACUACUGCUCGGACAAGGGGGUGACGGUAGUUAUAACUGACCAAGGCUCAGGUGAUAGCACAGACUUCAUCUUAAGCAGGCGAGCAUUUGGACGCAUGGCUCAAACCACGGAUAAAGCCUCAUCUUUGUUCACCAUCGGUGUGAUUGGAAUCGAAUACAGACGAGUUUCAUGCAGCUACCCAAAAAAGAACAUAACAAUCAAGAUCGAUGAGAGCAGCAGCUACCCUCAUUAUCUCGGCUUUGUCAUAUGGUAUCAACAGGGAGACAAGGACAUCACCGCCGUGCAGCUGUGUGAGACGCAGAGUUUCACUUGCAAGCUUUUGGAGCGGUCCCAUGGAGCCGUGUGGACAACUACCUCGCCGCCCAGCGGGCCCCUGUCAGUGAGGAUGUUGCUGAGUGGGGACGGUGGGGAUGAAACAUGGCUAGUUCCUGUUAACGACAUUCCGGAGGGAUGGAAAGGUGGAGAAACAUAUGAUACCGGCGUGCAAGUGAACUAGAGAGCGAGGGCAACUCGUUGCACCUUCAUUCUUUCAUAGGAUGUUCCAUUUACGAUUGAAAUAAGGUCCUCCUCAUCGCUGGUUUCCAUAGAUUUCUUUCUUUUCAUUUGUUAAAAGACAAUCUCGUUAAAGACAACAGAUUGUCUUGAACGAGAGAGAUCUGUUGUGAUCGAUAGGAUUUCGAUAGGUACUUUGCCAGAAUCCCAAUAAUAAUGUAAUUUUCUUCUGUUCAAAAAGUCGUUAAAGAAUCA
Punica granatum (pomegranate) is the source of this 1257-nucleotide messenger RNA. NCBI's taxonomy places the organism in Eukaryota, Viridiplantae, Streptophyta, Magnoliopsida, Myrtales, Lythraceae. The record is from RefSeq and is a predicted model, not a curated record.